This is a messenger RNA of Toxorhynchites rutilus septentrionalis, 3904 nucleotides long. RefSeq lists its product as uncharacterized. The transcript has 5 exons. Bases 2403 to 3698 code for a protein of 431 amino acids. The record is from RefSeq and is a predicted model, not a curated record. NCBI's taxonomy places the organism in Eukaryota, Metazoa, Arthropoda, Insecta, Diptera, Culicidae.
UAGGUGAUUUUUUCGAGGUUAUUUUUUUGUUUUGAAACGAUUCUUGAAAAGUGGGUCGAAAUCUUGUCAAAAACAUUUACUAUCGUUGUUUGUUGUUGAAAUAAUUGGUCCGAAUCGGAAAGCCAUUGAACAUGGACUUAUUCACGAAGGAUGACGACACCGUUCACCGGGAGGCGUUGUGGAAAACAAUAGCGCAUCAUAUUGAAGCUGUGCCGGUUGAACUAAGGAAAGCCUUGGAGGAAAGAAAAUUCGAUCGGCUCAUAAUUCUGGGAAAUCUGGAUGAGCAUGCCAUCGGAAGUCUCCCGUUGGAUGUAGGUCCGAAGAUUUUCCUUGGGUACAUGGUAAAACGCAUCCGAGAAUUAACCAUCCCGUUUUUGAAUGCGGAUUUAAACAGUCGCGUUGGUUCCCAUCGUUCGGUGGAUAUAACACCGAACCAGAAAACCAUGAAGAAGCGAAAGCAUACGCCCACUACUUCUGCGGGAAGCUCGAUGCUCGGCUCGAUGGAAAGUGAAGCCGAUUUUAACGCCAGCGUGUAUCAGAACCGGAUUGCAGUUCUCGUCGCAAAUUUCUUGAACACAAAAUCGCUGCCAGGUCAGGUGAAACCCGGAGAUGUUCAAGUAAUUGUGUCCAAAAAUGAAGCAGAGCCUCCGGUAGCAAAAGUCGUUUGUGUCAGCUGUAAAUUGCCGUGCAAUGUUGCCUUGACCGAAGCACGACCUGGCGUGUUCCACCCAAAUCUAAUUUCUUCAAACACUACACCAAGUCACAUCCAAAGUAUACUCCUCCGGUCAUGAACAAGGACAUCCGGACAGCUUUUACUCGAACCAAGAAGGAAAAUGUAAGAAAUCAGGAGCAGCAGACAACAGUAACUGAAAGCAGUGCAUCUCACUAUGACCUCUUGGAGUCAGACGUUCCCGGCGAAGGCGUUUUGGAGGUAGACGUUCCCGGCGAAGGCGUUUUGGAGGAAAUCGAACCAGGAAACGAAGCAGUCACUAUCGAGAUUCUGGAUGCUAGCAAAGCUGUCGUUGUUGACUCACAGUUAAAAGUCGCAAGUCGGUCUCGAUCAGAGAAUCGGAAUUGGAUGCUCGUUCGUGAAAUCGAUUCUAAUCAGCCAUUAAUCACAAGCUAUUAUGAGUGCACUCAACGAAUCGUUAAUAUAGCUGAACAACUCCAAACCGAUUCGAGUUCGGGACGGUCGUCUAAUUCUACACCAUGUAUCCUGGAUAUUGAAACGACUUCUAAUACGGCUUCACCUAGUAUGAAAUCUAAACUCCUUCUGGAGCUCGUAAAUCUCUUCAAUGUCAGCGGGAAAAGGAUCAAAUUUGCAGAUGAGUUUAAGACGUAUUGCACCUACAUGUAUAUUUUAGCAGGACCGAAGGCUUAUAUUUAAUACGCUUAAAUCAACAUUGCCGUUGAGAACUGCACAAAAACAUCUACACAAAACUAUUGAUCGAGUUAAAGAAGGGGAAUUGCGAGUUGAGCAGCUGAAGAAAUUUUUGGAACUCACGGAUUCUCCACCUGUUGUUUGGCUAUCCGAGGAUGCAACGAGGAUAGUUUCUAAAUUACAAAUCGAUCCUGCUUUGGAAAUAUAAUUGGAAUUCUUCUGCCGAAAGAUGAUGAGACAGGAAUGCCUGUAUUAUUACAGAGAGACCUUGAAAGUGUUUCACAGAUGAAAAAAGAAUUGAACUCCUCCACACUGACCAUCAACGCCGUAGUCACUAUAGCUAGACCCUUGAAAAAAGGUGCCCCACCUUUCUGUUUGAUGGUUGUGGGAUGUGAUAAUAAGUUUACUGCAGCACCAGUAACCAAACGACGCAUAUUCGUAAUAGAGAAACUAAAUUCUGUUGGUAUAUUAGUUCCAGGAAGCUCUUCAGAUGGCGAUUCACGAUAUACAUGUUCUCAAAAACAAUUCUGUGGAAUGUACAAAAAUGUGCAACUAACGAAUGUACCAGCAGACUGGAUCCAUUGGUUCAAUACUCCAUUUGAGAAUGAUUACGGUCACCACUGCAUUCAAGACACUGUGCAUAUCAUGGGCAAGAUGCGAAACCAUUUGUUCAACUCAGGAAGUGGUAUAAGAAUAGGAAAUUUCAUCGCAUCUAAAUCACACCUAAGGAUCGUUGUUCAGAAUAUACCACGCACAAUACAUAAAUUGAAUGUUGGAGACAUUUUGUCGAAUGACAAAAUGAAUUAUUCUUCUAUUACAAAGCUACUAAACCCAAAAAUUGAGGAAUGGGUUCUAACAAAUAUUCCUGGAGGUAGUGGAACUGUGAUGUAUCUUAAAAUAAUGCGAUAUGUGAAUGAAGCUUUCAUAGACUCAUCGCUCAGUCCUGUCGUAUUUAUAGGAUAAUGCGAUAUGUGAAUGAAGCUUUCAUAGACUCAUCGCUCAGUCCUGUCGUAUUUAUAGGAUGGCGUUUGCUGUAAUGGCUCUCCGUAUCUGGAAGACUUGUUGUAGGAAAAACAGGAGCUGCUUUAUGAUAACGGCAAAUAUCUACGCGUGCAUUGAAAUGAAUUUCCAUGAAUUGAUCAAACUCAUCAAUUUCUUCAGAGAAAAAUCAAUGGAUGAAUACUUUUUGCCAACAUUAUUCGGCAGUCAAGAUUGUGGAGAAUUUUUUCGCCAUUUGAGAUCAUUGACUACUUUGUGUUCAACAAUUGUUAAUUUUUCAAUGCUGGACUUAUUGCAUAGAGUUCAUAGAGUAGACUUUAUGAACUAUGCAGAAAAUAUACUGCAAUGUUAUGGAGUCAAUUCGAAGAAGAGUUCCAAAACCUGCCAGACAUUUCAACAUCAGGGCCUAGAGGAAAUCGAACAAACUGUUCUGGAUGCCCAAGUUGACGCUGAAAAUGAAAUGUUGCACCUGGGUCUUCAGGCUGUGCAUCCUAUCUCAGCCUCGAUCUCAGCAUUAUUUCCUGAAAUAAGGUCUGAAAUUCCUUUUGAAACACCCAUCACGAACGAAGAACGGAAUGAUGAUGAAGUCAAUACAUAUGCUGAUGCAGAUGUUGACUUGGAUGAUGAGCACAACUAUUUGGAUCUCGAUUUGGAUCAUUUGGAUAUAACUGUGGCUUCAAACGGUGAUUCCAGCAUGCAUGCCGAGAUGUAUGUACCUUUGGAUGUUGAAGAUGAAUUGCGGCUUAUGCUAGGAGAAAGCGCUAACAACAUUGAAAUUAAACAUCUCAUCAAGGAAAAUGUAUCAAUAAAAUCAUCACGACUGUACUUCAAAAUGCAGAAUUCAGAUGGAAAAGAAGUUUUUGUGAAAAAGUCAACUGUCGUUUGGUUGUUUAACAAUGUUAAGGAUACCGUUAGUUCAGAUCGCCUAUACCGUUUUGUUAGGAAUAAUGAUAGGAGAGUUGAUCCUAUUUUAGCCCAGUCUGCAGGAACGCAUGAUGAAAUUCAUAUUGGAGAUCGGUGUGAGUUUAAAUAUAGGGCACAUGGAAGAACACGAGUCGUGUAUGGUAAUGUGGUAGGAUUUGAAUACAUCAACGGUAGAUCGAAGAACUACACGCUGCACUGCGCUCCAGUAAAACCACCCAGUGGCAUUGUGCCAAGAGGAAUUUUUGUGUAUGCUAACUGGUUUGAACGAUGUGGCAAUGUAGCGAACAAAAUUCAACUUACUAACAUUGUAAAUGAUGGUCGGAUUGAUAUAGAUUUGUACAAAACACAUAUCCAAUCUCCAACAUUUAUAAACAAUGUUAUGACACUAGCUUGAACGCAGUUGUUUGUAUGAUUUGAAGUUUGACUAUUCUAAAUAUAUAAUAAAUACGAAAGGUUCACGACUUGAGGUUAAUAAAAAGAGAUCGAAAGAAAUAAAAAAAAUAGUUGAUAAUCAAAUAUUAAAACUCGGAUUUAAUUGAAUUUACACAAAUUGAAAAAAAAUAACCCUGGGAAUAUAAACUUAAUAGAAUAUUCGGUAAU